UUGCAGGACACACCUCAGCAUUGGACGGCAGAGCAGGUUCGUCGAUUCUAUGCAGCCAUAAAAGUCCAUGGCAAGAAUUUUCAUGCAAUUCACAAGGAUUUCUUCUCUCCCACCACCGCGGUGGAUCCCAUAACUGGGAUUGGAGGUGGAGCAGUCGUUGAGGCAUUGGCAUCGCGUAACUCCCGCGGACGAAAACGUCGGGGUAACGUGCAAGCAGAUUCUAAGAUCACAACCGCGGUCAUUGAUACUGAUAUGAUAAAAAAGGAGGAGGACGACGGAAAACCGAGUUGCGACAUAAAGGACGAGGCGAAGAAUAUGGAGGGUAAUGAUGAAGAUCCAGAAGAUGAGGAGGCAGAGGAUGUUAAGGAUGGAGACGGCGAAAUUUGUAGACCAACUCGAACUUUGUUUCGGCCGACUAGAGAGAAAACAGUCAAACAGCUGGUGACUUUUUACUACUACUGGAAGCGGAAGAGCACCUCCAAUAUCACAUCCGCAGCUGCUCACGCUGCUGCUGUUGCCGCUGCGGCUGCCGCAGCCGCCGUAAAUACUGGCGCUCCCUUCCGAGGCUCCACUGUGGAAGCCAACUUCAAUCGGGGCUUCGCAGCUGGGAAGAAGCGCAAGACAGCCAUUAUAGACUGCUCGGAUGCAACAGCUGUCAACAGCAACAAUCCUCCAGAGUCAGAGAAUGAAGAGACUGGAGUAGAAACACCUCGUACCGAUCUUGCUGCCUCGCCGGCGGAUGCCACUGUAGUUACCACGGACGUCACUGCUGAAGGCGAGGAAACUUUAAAGGCAUCGGAUGAAUCUACAGAACUUACGAGGUUGUGUCGAAAUUGCUGUGUUGAGCCUAUCGAGUUUCCAUCGGAAUCACCGACGAUGCCCACGAAGCACCAUCAAGCAGGUGCAGAGAAGCCCAUGGUUACUCAAAUCUGCUCCAAGUGUCGGAUGCACUGGCGGAAGUACGGAGAACUGCCCACAACUUCACUUGACAAGAAGGCAAUGUCGCCCUUAAAGAAGGUGGAGGAGAAGGAGACAGAGAAGGCAGAGGGGGAGGAAGGGGAGGGGGAGCCAAUGGUCGACAAAACCAGUGACGAGCUAUCAAUUUGCAAUGAAGCAGAAGUAUCAUCUGCUCAGCAGUUGCAAGACGGAGUCAGCGCCUUUGAAAAGUUAAAUGACUCUCCUUCAUCUUGA
Messenger RNA from Hydatigera taeniaeformis, 1191 nucleotides. The record is from the annotation of a GenBank genome assembly. NCBI's taxonomy places the organism in Eukaryota, Metazoa, Platyhelminthes, Cestoda, Cyclophyllidea, Taeniidae.